GAGUGUGCGCAGACUGUGUCCUUAGAAGGUGAUGGAAAGAGGGAGGUGUUUUAUUUUGGCUCUCUGUGCCGUUCAUUGGAUUUAAGCGCUGCUAAGCAGGUGCACCGGAUUCUGAGAAGGAGGAAAAAAAUAUCAGCUUCUUACCGGGUUAUUAUUUGAAAUUCGAUCCUUAACUGUCGAGGAAAACACAUGCAAUCAAAAACGAUGGAGUCCUGCUGUCCGCACUGAGCUUCCUUUGCUCCAGUCUUUUUGAUGGCGCUCGUUCAUGAACCCCAUGCCUCCUCCCCCACCCUGUCUGGCUUCAACACACCCAUUUCUGACCCACCGUCUUUUCGCCGGCUCGAUGCCGAGACCCCCUGUACCCCAGAAAUGGACCUCACCCCGACCCAGUGUGUACUCCGGAACGUCCUAUCCAUAGACACGGGGGGUGCCAUAGAGCCUGGAGGAGGACAGGGGAAGACCCUAGGGCACAACCAGACACCUGGCGAGGAACAGCAGGAGCACUUUGCCAACAGUGUUUUGAAACUACAAGAGCAUGACGGGAGCAGUGGGAGGAAUGAGGGAGAGGGGCAAGAGCCGGACAGCUCUGUGGUCAGGAGCCAGGUGGACAACGCCAGGUUGCAAUGCCAAUCCACCGGAGGGGGAGGAGGGUUUUUGGAGGGGUUGUUUGGGUGUCUUCGGCCUGUCUGGACUAUGAUUGGCAAAGCUUACUCUACAGAGCACAAACACGACCUGGACGAGGAGUGGGAAGUUCCUUUUGAGGAGAUUUCUGACCUACAGUGGGUGGGCAGCGGAGCCCAAGGUGCUGUCUUUCUAGGCAAACUUCACGGGCAAGAAGUUGCUGUGAAAAAAGUGCGAAACAUAAAAGAGACUGAUAUCAAGCACCUGCGGAAGUUAAAGCAUCCCAACAUCAUCACUUUCAAAGGUAUUUGUACUCAGGCUCCUUGCUACUGCAUCAUCAUGGAGUACUGUGCUCAGGGACAGCUGUAUGAAGUCCUGCGAGCGGGCAGGAAGAUCACACCCUCCCUGCUCAUGGACUGGGCCAUGGGCAUCGCCGGGGGCAUGAACUACCUUCAUCUGCAUAAGAUCAUCCACAGAGACCUCAAGUCACCCAACAUGCUCAUCACCUAUGAUGACGCAGUGAAGAUCUCUGAUUUUGGAACAUCCAAGGAGCUUAAUGACAAAAGCACCAAGAUGUCUUUUGCUGGAACUGUGGCCUGGAUGGCUCCUGAGGUCAUCCGCAAUGAACCCGUUUCAGAGAAGGUGGAUAUUUGGUCAUUUGGUGUUGUGCUGUGGGAGAUGCUGACGGGGGAGGUGCCCUACAAGGACGUGGACUCCUCCGCUAUCAUCUGGGGAGUGGGAAACAACAGCCUGCAGCUGCCGGUGCCUGAUAGCUGUCCGGACAGCUUCAAGCUGCUCCUGAGGCAAUGCUGGAACUGCAAGCCAAGAAACAGGCCAUCAUUUCGACAGAUCCUCCUACAUCUUGAUAUUGCCUCUGCAGAUAUACUGUCUACUCCACAAGAAACUUACUUUCAAUCUCAGGCGGAAUGGAGGGACGAGGUGCGACAUAACUUUGAGAAGAUAAAGUCUGAGGGGACAUGUCUUCACAGGCUAGACGAGGAGCUCAUCAAACGUCGAAGAGAAGAACUCAGACAUGCUCUGGACAUUCGGGAGCACUAUGAGAGGAAACUGGAGCGAGCCAAUAAUCUCUACAUGGAGCUCAAUGCUAUCAUGCUGCAGCUGGAGAUCAAAGAAAAGGAGCUGCUCAAGAGGGAGCAGUCUCUGGACAAGAAGUAUCCCAGCUGCUUUAAGCACCACAGCUCCAGACAGUCAGCCUCCUCCAACUCCAUGGAGAAGCUCAUGAAGAAACGCAAUGUACCGCAGAAACUGAAUUCACACAGCAAGAGACCAGACUUACUGAAGUCUGAGGUCAUCUUACCCAAACUGGACUCAUCCAUGACCCAGGUCACCAUACCCAACAAAGGCUCCACUUCCCCUGGCCGCUCUCGCCGAGGAAAGCCUCGAUACAGAAAGGCUGGUAAAGGCAGCAGCAGCGACUUGGCUCAACUGAAGGCCACUCUGUCCUCGUCUUUAGCCAUGAUUAAUGCCACCGCAUCUAUGCCUAGUAGCAAGCAUCGUCUGGACCCCACUGCGGCAAUCAGGGGUCUCCAGCAUGACCUGCUGCUUAAGAAGAUGUCCUCCUCCAGCCCCGAUCUCAUUUCAACCACCCUGGAGGCAGAGUGCCGGAGAAAGGGGCAGCUGAGGCCUGGCUUAGACAGAGCGGGCAGUCAGAGUGCCUCAGCUGGUUUAGAAGACAGCGGAGAGACAGAGGGGCCAAGGGAAGGGCAGAACACUGGUGUGGGGGGUGAUGACCUGGUGGAGACACCCCCACGCAGCAACACCCCCAGCGAAGACGCAGCAUCCAUUCCGUUCUCCAGCAGCCCCGAUUCACCUUGUGGAAGAGGGGCAGCUGCAGGGAGGUCAUCUGUACUGGGGAACUCCCGGGUCUCCCAUGAAGGAGAGGAAAAGGAGGAAGGGACAGUGAUCACACGCUCACCCAGAAGUCAGCGCCGCCUCACGCCAGCAGCGCUACUGUACAGAGCGGCUGUCACACGCAGUCAGAGACGUGGACUGUCUUCAGAGGAAGAGGAGGGAGAAGUGGACAGUGAGGUUGAGCUGCCCAGGAGAAGGCGGCCAGUCAGCAUCUCCAAAUGUCAGUCGCUGUCAAACUUUAGUUUAGAAAACUUAUCGGUUUCAGACGGCGAGGAGGGAAACACCACAGACCAUUCCCACAGUGGCACGCCUGAUGUAGUCAGCACCAACACAGACGAGCGUCUGGAUGACAAAAGCGACGAUUUGCUCUCUCAGGGCUCAGAAAUCCCAGCCGACCCCUGUGAUCCGAGCCAGCUGGGCUCUGAUGGGCUGUCAGAAAGGGAAGCUGAAGUACGACAAGUGAAGACGCAGCUCGCUUUGAGUGAACAUAACUACGAGCAGGGCCUGUACGAUGACUCCGACUGUGACAGUGCAGAGCUGGACCAUUCAUGCAGCGCAGAGCCCAGCCAGCCUCCAACUAACUGGUGAAGAACAACAGGCCUAAACCCACAAGAUCUGUACAUCUGGCCUCUGCAUUCUUCUUUGACUCGGUCAGACAAUAAUAAACCCACAAAGAAACACAGUGGAGAAUUGAAGAAGAAAGGAAACAAAGACUUUCUCAUAAAAACUCAAUUACAGAUUACACAGAUGUGAAACUAAAGGAUAAACUCCUCUAACAGACAACAGACAAAGCAAUGACUGUCCGUUCAUGUCUCCAGUCAUCUUCCAUGCUGAUUUUUUUUAAAUUAAUUUCUGUAUUUUAUACUAUCCAGUGAAAAUGUUAUUGAAGAUUCUUUAUAAGUGUGAACUACACUUAUAUCUCAAACUCUACUGUCAUUAUCUAUUUCUUUUAAACAUUAUGCACUUAUUUAUUUUACUGUGAACUGAAUGAAAAAAUGUUUACAUUUUACGUUAUUUGUUAUCAUUUAUUACCGUCGUUUUUGAUCAAAUUGUUUCCAUUGUCACUGUUAAUAUAAGAUGUAAAAUGAAAUUUUUUUAUAGAGAUUGUAUAAUUGAAGGUGCUGAAGUUUCUCAGCAGGGGGCGCUAUUAUAUAAAGACCUCAUAAAGCUUUUACUGGUAGAAUGUAACUUUACCUGCUGUUUAUGUCUGAUCAAAAGAAAUAGUUAUGCAGUAUUGAAGUAUUUUGCAGAAAUAAUGUCAUUUUUUGGGGGAGAAUUUGAAGGUUUGUAAUUCAAAAAGCAUGCUUGUCAUUUUAAAAAGUAUGCAUAUUUAAGAUGUUGGAUAUUUCAGUGUAGUGAAUAUAAUUUCCGUUACUAAUAAAGCCAACCCUGGUAUGAAGAACAUGUUGAUAGAAAAAAAGUCUACAUGUAGUGGUGUAUCUCAAUAACUUGGAAAACAUCUGAAAGGUUAUACAUUUUAGUAACUCAAAAAGUGAAACUUAUGUCUUUGAUUUAUUACACACAGACCCGUAUAUAUUUUUUUUAAUGAUUCUAACCCAAAACUCAGGUGUUUGGAAAGGUUAAUUAAAUAACAUUUUAAAAUAGGCCAUAUAUUUGUCUAGGACUCCCUUUGAAUUAAUGUUAUCUCCAAUCUAAUUAGAUUUUAGGGCGAUUAGGAAGUGGCUCUGCUGAGGUAAAA
Cyprinodon variegatus (sheepshead minnow) is the source of this 4192-nucleotide messenger RNA. Its product is annotated as mitogen-activated protein kinase kinase kinase 12-like. Bases 253 to 3081 code for a protein of 942 amino acids. Lineage: Eukaryota; Metazoa; Chordata; Actinopteri; Cyprinodontiformes; Cyprinodontidae. Gene Ontology annotation, molecular function: JUN kinase kinase kinase activity; ATP binding. The transcript has 14 exons. The record is from RefSeq and is a predicted model, not a curated record. Gene Ontology annotation, biological process: JNK cascade; protein autophosphorylation.